This is a messenger RNA of Alternaria burnsii, 1122 nucleotides long. RefSeq lists its product as uncharacterized. Lineage: Eukaryota; Fungi; Ascomycota; Dothideomycetes; Pleosporales; Pleosporaceae. The coding region runs from base 1 to 1122 and encodes 373 amino acids. The transcript is spliced from 4 exons. The record is from RefSeq and is a predicted model, not a curated record.
AUGGCACCUGCCCUCCGCGCAUUUGCGCUUGCACUGCGGGCAUCGUCGAUCUGCCCGUCGUCCCCCACCUGCCCCCAGGACGACCAAUGCUCCCUCACCUCGAAUGGGGCCACUCUUCAAGUCAGCUGUGCGACUGACUACUAUGGCGGCGAUUUGCAAUUGGCACAAACAUCUACGUUAGCAGGUUGCAUCCGAGCAUGCUCCACGACCACGGGAUGCAAUGCUGCAAGCUACGUGGGUGGUAACUGCUACCUCAAAAGCACGCUCAAUGCGGCUCAGCCCAAUUCCAACGUGAUCGGAGUAGCUGUGAUCUCUAGGGAUUCCUCACCAAUGCCUAUUCCAGCGCCAGAUGACCCCAAGCAGUGCCCUACCAGUUUUACCUGCCCGGAGAACGAUGGCUGCUCGUACACUGAUGGUGCACGUACUCUGGCACUUACUUGUGGAGUUGACUUCUAUGGGGGCGAUUUCACCAACCAGUACGCAGCAAAUCUCGAGGCUUGUACACAAGCUUGCUCAGGAAAUGCGCAGUGCCUGGCCGCUUCGUUCGUUGGUGGCAAAGGCGACGGUACUUGCUAUCUCAAGAGCACAAAGAACGGUGGUUCUAUAAAUGAUAGUGUGAAUGCUGUCUACGUUGUCUCCAGCACCGUGCAACCAAGCAGUUCAGCAUCAAGUCCAACCCCGUCGCCUUCCUCGACUAUUACAUCGACAAGUACCAUCUCUUCCAGUAGCACAGAUGUCAUCAUUAGCUCUACCUCAACCUCGACUUCGACCUCUACCCCUACCCCUACUCCCACUCCCACACCUGACCCCACUCCCACACCUACGCCCACUCCUACUUCUACUCCAACGCCUGAACCACAACCUACAUGUGGCGUUACCGGUAACCCAAGGCCGGGAGUGACCUACACCAACAUUGCCGGGCAGACCCAGGCCACUUGCAGGAUCCGGUGCCAAAACUAUACUCUUGCAGGCCGUACCUGUCGUGUCUAUUCUAUCAACUCCACAACAAGGAUUUGCACACUAGCAUUGGGAUUCUCUGCACCAACGUUCGAUCAGGCUUUUACCCCUAAUCAAAAUGCGGCAUACACCUGGUACGCCGUUGAAUGCCCAAUAGGAGGAUAG